AUGGCUGGCUCAAAGCGCAACAAAAUAAAGAAAGCACUGUCACCGCCGUUCUUCAACUCUCCGCCAGAAUCGAGCAUGGACGACGACGACCUCAUGGAUGAUCUCAUGGCUCAGCUUGACUCCAAGGACCACACCGUGCAGGCCGAGUCUGCCACCGUCCUGAACGAAAUGACUAUCAACAAAGCGGCUGACACGCCUCCACCUGCAUCCGCAAAGCAGGACAGCAAGGCACGGCACAAGGCAAGACAGGCGAGAAAAGCCGCCGCACUUGCGGAGCAAUUAGUACCUUCAGACCCGAUUGCGGAGGCACGUUUAAAGAAGGAGGCCGAGGACGAGGAGCGGACAAUCAGGCAUAUCUGCGACGAUCUCAACCUCGAGAUGCACGAGAUCAAUCCAGACGGCCAUUGCCUUUUUUCCGCUGUUGCAGAUCAGCUCGCACUUCUCGGCCGUCUCCUACCUGCCCAGGCGACCUAUGCGGUUUGCCGGCACGCUGCCGCCGACUACAUCCACAGUCAUCCCGACGACUUUCUUCCCUUUCUUCCCGCUGUCGGAGGCGAAGAUACCAUCGGCGCGACAUCGUCCACGGGCUUAAUGAGCCGUGCCGAGCUCGACCGCUACUGCGCCACAAUGCGUGACACCGGCGCAUGGGGCGGUGAGCCAGAGAUCCUUGCACUGAGUAGUGCAUUCGGCGUGCCGAUUCAUGUCGUGCAAGGCGGUACACCGCCUAUCGUCAUACACCAACCAAUAGGCUCUUCUCGCAAGAGCGACGCUGCGGAUAAGAAUGUUGUACGCAUUAGCUAUCAUCGGCGGAUGUACGGAUUGGGCGAGGUGAGUCUCGAUAUGUGCGCUUCUUGCGAACCUAUUGUGACCAGUCACGAUCCAAUCUAA
Messenger RNA from Fibroporia radiculosa, 888 nucleotides. RefSeq lists its product as uncharacterized. Gene Ontology annotation, biological process: protein deubiquitination. The transcript has 3 exons. Bases 1 to 888 code for a protein of 295 amino acids. The record is from RefSeq and is a predicted model, not a curated record. Gene Ontology annotation, molecular function: cysteine-type deubiquitinase activity. NCBI's taxonomy places the organism in Eukaryota, Fungi, Basidiomycota, Agaricomycetes, Polyporales, Fibroporiaceae.